GGGAAUCGUACCACUGUCCUUGAAAUAAACACGCGUGUCGUAAAUGAAAUCGUGAGUCACCCUGCUACCGUCUGUGUCAGAAAGACAAAUAUUUCUGCCAUGGAUUCCUCACUGACUUCGCAGCAGGUGCGACAGAUCUUCAUUGAUUUCCACCUCGAUCACCCCGUCUUCAAGCAUGAGUUUGUCCGUUCCAGCUCCACCAUCCCGCUGGAUGAUCCCACACUGCUCUUUGCCAAUGCUGGCAUGAACCAGUUCAAAGCCAUUUUCACCGGCACUGUGGAUCCCAACAGCGACAUGGCCAAAUGGAGGCGUGUCGUCAACAGUCAGAAGUGCAUCCGUGCCGGCGGCAAACACAACGAUCUGGACGAUGUCGGCAAAGACACCUACCAUCACACCUUCUUUGAGAUGCUGGGAACGUGGUCGUUUGGAGACUACUUCAAGAAAGAGUGUUGCCGGAUGUCGUGGGAACUCCUUACAGACGUCUACAAGCUGCCCAAGGAUCGUCUGUACGUCACAUACUUUGGCGGAAGCAAAGAAGAAGGUUUGGAGGAAGAUCUCGAGACCAAACAGAUUUGGAUGGAUUUAGGUGUACCUGAAGAAAGAGUCAUGCCAUUUGGAACCAAGGACAACUUUUGGGAGAUGGGUGCGACAGGACCCUGCGGGCCCUGCACCGAGGUGCACUUUGACCGGGUGGGUGGCGGACGGGAUGCCUCGGAAUAUGUCAACAUGGACGACCCUAACGUGGUGGAAUUGUGGAACUUGGUGUUCACGCAGUUUAACAGAGAGCCAGAUGGGAGUCUCAAGUUGCUUCCCAAGAAAAACUGUGACACCGGCAUGGGUCUGGAGCGUAUCGUCUCGGUUCUCAAAUACAAAGACUCCAACUACGACACUGACCUCUUCGUGCCCAUCUUUGAUGCUAUUCAAAAGGCCACUGGUAUCCGGACGUACACUGGUAAACUGGCUGCCGAGGACACUGAUGGUGUGGACAUGGCUUACCGUGUCGUUGCUGAUCACAUUCGCACAUUGACCAUCGCUUUGUCGGACGGCGGUAGACCCGACAAUAUCGGAAGAGGAUAUGUUCUGAGACGCAUUCUGCGGAGGGGGAUCCGAUACGCCACAGAGAAACUGAAAGCCAAGCCGGGAGUGUUUGCCAGCCUCGUCAGUGUUGUCGUUGAAAUCUUGGGCGAAGCUUUCCCAGAAGUGACUAAGGACCCCCAGCUAGUCAUGGACAUCAUUAACGAGGAAGAAGCACAGUUUUUGCAGACGCUCUCUAGGGGGCGCCGUGUGCUGGAGCGCACCGUCAACAAGCUGGGGCCGGACGCCAAGGAGCUGCCAGGCAAGGCAGCAUGGCUGCUGUACGACACCUACGGAUUCCCCGUCGACCUGACGAGUCUGAUCAUGGAGGAGAAGGGCAUGACCAUCAACAUGGCCGAAUACGAAGAGGAAAAGAAGAAGGCCCAGAUUCUGUCUCAGGGCAAAGGAUCCGGAGUUGACGACACCAUCAGUCUCGACAUUCACGCCAUCAACGACUUGCAAGAGAAGAGGAAAGUGCCUCCGACCAACGAUAAAGUCAAGUACAACUACACCAGCGACGCUGCCGGCAACUAUCAGUUUGAGUCGACAGUAGGCACCGUUAUCGCGCUGCGCAAGGACAAUCAGUUUGUGGAGGAGGUGCAGCGUGGCGACGAGUGCGGCAUUCUCCUGGAUCAGACGUGCUUCUAUGCAGAGUCUGGAGGGCAGAUCUAUGACGAGGGAUUUAUGGAGAAGGAAGACAAUGCUGAUAUCGAGUUCAGGGUUACCAAUGUCCAGGUCAAAGGUGGCUACUGCCUUCACAUCGGCAAAGUUUCCGCCGUGGAUUUGGACGGGAAGAUCAAGAUUGGCGACCGCCUCAAGCUGGCCGUUGAUGAGGUUCGUAGAAGGCCCGUGAUGAACAACCACACGGGGACUCACGUCUUGAACUUUGCCCUACGUCAGGUCUUAGGAGACGCGGAUCAGAAGGGAUCCUUGGUGGCGCCAGACAGGCUACGAUUUGACUUCACCGCUAAGGGUGCCAUGACAACGCAGCAAGUGAAAGACACCGAACGCAUCGCCAAUGAAGUCAUCGCCAAGGCUGCUAAAGUGUACACGAUGAACACGCCGCUGGCACAGGCUAAAGCCAUACAGGGAUUGCGUGCUGUGUUUGAUGAGGUAUACCCAGACCCAGUGCGUGUCGUCAGCAUCGGAAUCGCUGUUGAAGACCUAGUGGCUGACCCUACUGGACCCGGAGGGUCAACGACAUCGGUGGAGUUCUGCGGUGGCACGCAUCUACAGAACAGCAGUCACAUUGGCAAAUUUGUCAUCACCUCGGAGGAAGCCAUCGCUAAAGGGAUCCGUCGCAUCCAGGCAAUUACCGGAGAGGAUGCUGAAAAGGCUAUCAGUCGAGGGAAGGCCAUGGAAGCUCUGAUUGCGAAACUGGCCAAGGAGAUUCAGGACAACGGCAACGCCAACCAGAAACUGCUGACUAGGAAAGUGGUCGAGUUGGGAGACGAUCUCAACAUAGCUAUCGUCCAGCAGUGGAAGAAGGACGAACUCCGCGCCAAACUGAAAGACCUGAAGAAGAUCAUGGAUAACAUGGACAAAGCCUACAAAGCUGCCCAGGUGCAACAGGCAAAAGACACCGCCAAGCAGAUGAUCAUGGCUUCUCCCAACGUUCCUUACGUCGUUGCUCGUUUAGAGGCCGGAGCCAACGGCAAGGCCCUGGAUGCUGCCCUCAAGGAGUACAAGUCUGGCUCGCCUAACACCGCCGCCAUCUUGUUCAGUAUGGACGCCGAGGUCGGCAAGAUAUUGUGUAUGGCUCAGGUGCCAAAGGAUGUAGCAGGCAAGGGUUUGAAAGCCAACGAGUGGGUCAUUCAGGUGACAGAGGUCAUCAACGGCAAAGGGGGAGGCAAGGAGCUGGCUGCCCAGGCAACGGGAGACCGGACCGACGGGAUUGAUGAGGCGCUACGUCUGGCGGAGGACUUUGCUAAGCUCAAACUGGCAAGUUAAUGCUCGGCACGACCAGUGGUAGGAAUUAGCUAUGUUGCGCUUGACCAGGUAGCAAUUAUUUUUGUUUGCAACCAAGUAUAGUCAAUCUUCAUAAUGCGCUUGCGUCAACUGGUUUUCAGACUUUACUCCUCUUUAAAUUAAAAAACAUACAUUCUGAGCCAAGUUGUCCUUUCAGUCAAAAUCAGUCAAGUGACUGU
Molecule: messenger RNA, 3221 nt
Organism: Patiria miniata (bat star)
Lineage: Eukaryota; Metazoa; Echinodermata; Asteroidea; Valvatida; Asterinidae
Gene: aars1
Product: alanine--tRNA ligase, cytoplasmic-like
Exons: 21
Coding region: 100-3024 (974 amino acids)
Biological process (GO): tRNA modification; alanyl-tRNA aminoacylation
Cellular component (GO): mitochondrion; cytoplasm
Molecular function (GO): alanine-tRNA ligase activity; ATP binding; amino acid binding
Source: RefSeq, a predicted model, not a curated record